Pseudozyma hubeiensis SY62 is the source of this 354-nucleotide messenger RNA. Its product is annotated as transcription factor. The coding region runs from base 1 to 354 and encodes 117 amino acids. The transcript has a single exon. The record is from RefSeq and is a predicted model, not a curated record. NCBI's taxonomy places the organism in Eukaryota, Fungi, Basidiomycota, Ustilaginomycetes, Ustilaginales, Ustilaginaceae.
AUGCUCAGUGACGUUAUCCGGAACCAUCCCAAAGUGCCACUCCCUCUCCACACCGCCGGGCAAGAAACUGGCAUCGCCAUUCAGCUCUUGCCUCCAACCUCUGCCCUGCCUCGUGUACUUGCUCAAGCUCGCCGUCCCCGCUCCUAUGAAUUUGGUCCUCUUGCCAUCCGCAUCGUCAUCCAGCAGCACUCUUCCCAUGGCGAUGAUCGUUGCAGCAUGACUGCAUAUGAGCACCCUUGUGAUGUUGAGUUGUUCGCAUCGCUGUUCGAUAAGCUCGAGUACGCGACGUGCUCUCGCGUGAAGCUCCGAGAUGUCUUCCCCACCGUUAUUCGGGUACAGGAGCGGUUCCCAUGA